Molecule: messenger RNA, 8327 nt
Organism: Python bivittatus (Burmese python)
Lineage: Eukaryota; Metazoa; Chordata; Lepidosauria; Squamata; Pythonidae
Gene: RIF1
Product: replication timing regulatory factor 1
Biological process (GO): telomere maintenance
Cellular component (GO): nucleus; chromosome, telomeric repeat region
Source: RefSeq, a predicted model, not a curated record
ACGCGAGCGCGGGAAGUGCGGUGGGAGUGGGGCGGCAAUUUGUGCCGCUUUUCCUCAGGCCGUCACUUCGCGAUGGGACCUUGCGCCGGUUCCAGCCUCCGGGCCCUGCUGGAAACCCUCGAGGACCCCGGCGCCUCGCCGGGGGUGUUGACAGACGGGCUGCUGACCCUCUCGAAUCGCCUGACUGGAGAAGAAGGAAAAGAAUUUGCAGCUGAAGUUGGAAAACAUUUUUCCCAGCUUUACAAGAUAUUUAAGACACAUAUUCCUACUGAAAAUUCAGAGUUGAGCAACGCAGCUUUAAAAGCUUUAGGAUUCUGUGUGUUUAAUCCAAAGAUUGCUUCUUUACUAUGUGAAACAGAAGUACAUGAACUACUUUCUAUAUUGAAUAGUGUUGCUAUAAAGUCAGGGGACAAAAACACUCGCACAAGAGCACUCUGGGUAAUCUCAAAGCAGUCCUUUCCUCCUAAUAUUGUUGGGAAGUUGGUACCCAGUACUAUUGCUAUGCUAGAAACAGUACUUCAUAAAGGAGAUUUACAUUCCACGGUGGUUGAAUAUGAAGCACUAAAUGUUAUCAUCCGGCUGAUAGAACAGGCUCCAUCCCACAUGGAGGAACAGGCUGUGAAGUGGGCCAAGCUGAUAAUUCCUUUGGUGGUUCACUCAGCUCAUAAAGUACAAUUGAGAAGUGCUACUGCUUUGGAGAUGGGUGUACCACUUCUUCAGAAGCACCAAGAGGUGGCAGUAGUCACUGAAGAACUCAUGACUAUUAAAGUAAUUCCAGAACUCCAAAAGCUAUUUUCUUCAAAACACGAAGCAUAUGUUCUGAAACUGUGGCCCCUGUUUGUAAAGCUGCUUGGUAAAGCACUGCAUCGUAGUGGAAGCUUUAUCAAUUCCUUGCUGCAGUUAGAAGAACUUGGAUUUCGUAGUGGCUCACCACUGGUAAAGAAAAUAGCUUUCAUUGCAUGGAAGAGCCUGAUUGAUAACUUUGCUCUAAAUCCUGAGAUAUUAUGCAGUGCAAAAAGGCUGAAAUUGCUGAUGCAACCACUGAGCUCUAUUCAUGUGAGAACUGAAACUCUGGCACUGACCAAGCUUGAGGUUUGGUGGUAUUUAUUAAUGAGGCUUGGGCCUCAGCUUCCAGCCCACUUUGAAAAGGUUUGUGUACCGUUAAUUCAGAACACUUUAAGCCUAGAUGCCUCUCUUCUACAAGGAAAUUCAUCACGGUUAGCUCCUAAUCAGAGUUUAGCAAUUCCAGGAUCUACACAGAAAUCAGGGGUUCUCCCUUUUGGAAAUGCUGCCAAUCCAAGGAUGUCUCUGGAUUCUAGCACAGGAGGAGCUAUGGCCAUUCCAUCCAUUCAGCUUCUAGGAAUUGAAAUGCUACUUCAUUUCUUUAUUGGACCUGAAGUAUUGACUUUUGCCAAGGAAAACAAUAUUGUACUUAGUUUAGAACCGCUUCAGUACCCAGUAAUCACCAGUCCUUCCUUCUUCUGCAAGCACGCCAAUGUUUUCAUAAAUGCAGCUCAGGAUGGUUUCAUUGCAGUUGGAAAAGAUGCUUCUGAUGUUAUUCUAAUUGCUAUAUGGAAAGAAAUAAUUGGUUUUGUGAAAGCUGCAAUUGAGUCAGGCAACAAAAGAGAGCGGCAGAGUUCAGAAGUACUAACUAUGUUGCUGCAGACUUUAAAAAACAUUAUUUUGUCAAAAGAAUUGCCAGUAUUAAAGUCACUGUCCUUGAUAGAAGUGGCUAUUAAAGAAUUGCCUCCAAAAGUAUUGGGAUCACCAGCCUAUCAGGUUGCUGACAUGGAUCUUCUGAAUGGAACUCCAGCACUGUUCCUGAUUCAGCUUUCAUUCUGUGAAGAUCUUCUGAAAUGUGGAGUUCAAAAUGAAAGGUUUUUUUUUAACUAUGAAUCUCUUGUGGAGUAUGUUUUGUCUGGCCCUACAUCUCCUCUGGCCUUUAGUGAGUCUGUACUCUCAGUUGUUAAUCAAAGUGCCCUGCACUUGGAAAAUAAGGAGCAUCUGUGGCGAAUAUGGAGCAUUGUUGUUAGCCCAUUAACUGAAUGGAUUAAACAGACAAAUGAAGUAAAUCAAGGUGAUGCUUUGGAGCAUAACUUCAGUGCAAUUUACUGUGCAUUGUUGCUACCUGUAAAAUAUAUAUUCUCAUCUUCUGAAUUUCCACAGCCUACCAUGAAAACACUAUUGCGUUCUUGGUCAGAACUGUAUAGAGCAUUUGCCCGUUGUGCGUUACUAGUAGCAACGGCAGAAGAUAACUUAUGUUGUGAUGAACUCUGUGCCAAAAUAUUAUCUGGAUUAGAAGACGAAGCACAUCUUAAUCAAUCCAUGUUGGAUGGACUCUCUCACAUCACAUCAGUCAUGGUUGAAUGCAUCAAUUUUGCACCUUAUGAUAAGAAGUAUCAGCCAACAAAUAGAUCUCCGCAGACACCAGUGGACUGGGCCAAAAGGAAGAAAGAUCCCCUUGGCAAGCUCUCUUCUUUAAUUAAACUUUUGGUAAUAUUGAUAAACUCUCUUCAGAUGCUUGCAUCCAAGGAAUCUGGCUCUGAACAGUUAGCUCCUGUUGGUUCCGUGAUUGUUGGUGUUCUUCAAAAUAUCAUUGGUCACAUCUCUUUGCCUUCUGUCAUCAGAUCUGUCUUUGGAUCUAUUACAAAACCAUUAGCAGCAUUAUAUGAAAAAAUGAAGUCUGCUAAUACAUCUAGAAUGAUUAAUGGACUCAACAACAAGUUUGAAAAGUUACUGGGAGAAAGUAUUACUUGUUUGCAGUCCCACUAUACUGGAUCCUUUAACAGUGAGCUCUUGGAAGAGCUUUCUCCAUUAUUGAACAUAAUGUUUUUGAAUAAGAAUAAGCAGAUAUGCAGCCAAGGUGCUCAGUUUUGGAAUGCAACAUUUGGAAAAGCUGUAACCCUGGAAUACCCCGAAGAAUUAAAAUCUGUUUUAUAUAAAGCAAAACAGAAAUUCAUACUCUUAUUGCCUGGUUUUGAAAGCUGUGAGAUAAUGGAUGAAAGUAAUGUUACAUAUUCUGAUUAUACAGAGAAUUCCCAGUGGGAUGCAAACAUAAGUGGGAUAACAGUAAAACCUAAUGGAAAAAGGGACUCAUUACUGGCUCAAACUAGUGAGCCAGAGGAAAAAAGCAUUAAUUCUCACACUACGCCUGCAAAGAUGAAACUAGAAUUCUCAGCGUCAAAAUCAAAUAGAAAAAACAUGCUUUUGGAAGAAGAAAAUACUGUGGAUUUUGUGUUUAUUCCUCCAGAAACAAAAGAGAGGGUGUUAACAGAGCACCAAAAAGAAGUUCUGAGAACUAAAAGGGUUGAUAUUCCUGUCAUGUACAAUAAUCUGGAUGCAUCUCAAGAUGCUACUCUGUUUUCCCAAGACACUCAGAACCAGGAGGAUUCUUUGGAGAAACCAACUGUAGUUGACAUGAAGGGAGAUCAUGGGAAGAACGAGAACAAAUUAACACCCCAGAAUGGAGAGGCAAUGAGUCAUCAGCUUGUCAUUCCCCAUGAAGUAAUUGGAAAUUACAAAUCAGAUGUUUCUCCAGAGAAAAUUAGUUCUACCACUACUGAACAACUUAAGAACCUUAGGAAACAGAAGAUGGAUCUGAAGAAUGAGGAGUUGAAUGUCUGUGUUCCAGGACAGUCUUCAAUAUUAGAUACUACUUUGAAUGAAAAUCCUUCUAAUUGCAGCAGCAGCAGCAGCUCAGUUUCUAGUGAUAUAAUUUCAGGAACACCACAGCCAGUGAGCAGAAGGCAGUCUUUCAUAACAUUGGAAAAAUUUGAUGGCUUAGAGAACAGACCUUUCAGUCCUUCAACUUUCAAUAAUAAUUCUGUAACAUGUGGGAGUAUUCCUUCGUUAAUCCAAAAGGAAAGCACAGUUGUUUCAGAUGUCUCUUCAAAAGAAAAGUCAAACACGGAGAAUAAAGAUUCUUUGAAACUCAAAACAGAAGAAGCUGUCACUAGGACUAAAAAGACUUGCUUAGAAUUCUUAAAUGCUCUACAGACAUGUGUUAAAGCAAAGAAAAUGAAAGAAGAAAAUAAUACUAAUCCAAAAUUGCAGUCUAAUAGCAUGAUUGGGAUAAAGAAAUCAAGUCUUAGGCAAAAUAAAACUGACUCUUCAGAAGACAAAAACUCAAAACAAAUGCAGUCAGGCCAGGAGGAAAAACUUCAAGUUUCUGACAAGCAUUGGGAGGAUAAGCAUGAAUUAUCUGUGGAGGGGCAAGUAACAGAACAUUUACUAGACAAUCAGCCUCAGGUUCCCAGUGUCAGUGUAACUGGCAGUACAACAAUGGAAAGUAAACCCCUCCUGGACAUUGUUCCAGAGGGAAAUGCAGGGCCAAAUUUAGAGCACAAAGAGAAUACCCCUCCAGAGAUAGAUGUUUAUGAAGAAGCAAUAUCUAAUGUUAACCAAAGUGCAGAGAUUUCGCUUAAUCAGAAAGCAUUAAGACGUUCUUUAAGACGAAAACCAGAAACUGAUGGAACUGUAGAUAGCCAAGACAAAGAAAACAAUCAACAAAAAAAGGACAGGCGAAAAGAUGAUGAAAAGAUUCCGCCAAAGAAGAUGACACAAAAUAGAGAGACGUCUGGGCAAAAAGAAAAGGCUAUACCUGAAAAAACAAUAGAUGCAACAAUAAGUGUGCAUGUAAGCAAUGCUACAGAAAGUAUAAACUCAAAAGAGUGCCACGCUUCAAAGAAUAUCCAGGAACAGUUGAACACAAGUGUUGGGAAAUCUGAAGGCAAUCCUGCAUCUGACAUUGAAGAAUCAGGCCCAGAUACAACUGAUGAGAAACCAAAAGUAUUUCCACGGUAUCAUACAAGAAGAGCUUCACAAGGAUUACUUACCAGUAUAGAAAACUCUGAAUCUGAUAGCUCUGAAACAAGAGAAGAAGGAUCAAAGAGGAAAAAGUCUGGAAAACUGAAAAAAAAUUAUUCCCCUGGGAACCAAAUGAAGGAAGAGCCAGAAAACCAAGAGCUUUGUUCACAAACUACAGUAGAAAUCCAGGCCAUGUCAGUAGGAAAACAUAAAAUACAUUCUGGGGGAGAGAUUGAAGUGGCUUUGAUUUCUAGUAAUACGAAGGAGAUCAGUACAAAGGAAGAAAAAAAUACUCUCCCAUUGAGUGCCUGUUUGGACCUUAAACAAAAUAUAGGCACUAUACAUUGUAGAGCCUCUUCAGAUACAGAGAGAAAGCCUACUAACAGGAUAGAAUCCACUUCAGAACCUAUUUUAGAAAGUAGGCAGGAAACUAGUAUUCUUGACACAAAUUCUGUUGCAUAUAACAACUCAAAUGGUGCUUCAGGAGAUGAUGCUUCUGCUACUGCUAUAAGUGCCUUUCCUUCAUCCAAGAAAUUUCUAGAUGUAUCUGAAUGCCAGCACAAAAGAAGCAAGCGGGCAAGGAGAUCAAGGAGCUGCGACUGCUGUGAUGAAAAGUUAUCUCCCCGAGUGGAAAAGUUGCCCUCUGAACUGAAGAAAGCAAGCACUCCAGAACCAAAGUUAAAAGAACAUAAAAGGAUACUCAGCAAAGUAACAGUGGCCCUGACAUCAAUUCCUACUGCUGAAGAUGUUCAUUUGGCAGAGAGGCUGAGUGCAGAACCUUGUGCAACAAGCACCCCACUGCCUGGCAUUAAGGACUGUGCUGAUCUGAAAGAGGCUAGCAAUGUUACUGAAUCUGUCGAUGGGGUACCAAGAGACAGUGCACCAAACAUCGAACCUGAGAAAUCGGCAUGUGUCCAAAGUGAAAGUGACAAGCCAAUUGCAGGAAUUCUGGAUUCUGUUCCUUUCACUGAAGCAAUUUUAGAGCCAGGUUCAGUGGAUUCUCAACUCAGUGCUCAGGGUCAGCGUUUAGAACCAGACACAGAAUCAGUUGCUACAAUGGAAGGCAGUAAUAAACAGAGUGGUCCGUUGGAAAAUAAAACAGAUGCAGAGAGCAGAAUUAACCCAUCUGAGGGAACACAGGCUAGUGAAAGAGUCGUUCAGAAAACUGUAGAAGAGACUAUUGUAACGUCUGCAACUGUGGUAGCAGAACUGCAAGAAAAUGAGAUGGGUGAGGAAAAGGAUGCAGAAAAUAAUACAGCAGACACACCAAGUGAAUCUCAAGCCUCAGUCUUGUUACAGAAGAAAAGUAAUAACUUGGAUUCUCCACCAAAAUGUAAAGAACUUGAUGCUCUGUCUUUAGCCAAGGUCAGUAGAAGUCCCACUGGAGCACAGGCUCGCUGUGUGUGGUCCCCAUCAGCCUCUCCUUCUACAAGUAUUUUAAAGAGAGGCAUAAAAAGACAACAAGAGGAGGAUUCUCCAUCGCCUGCAAACAAGAACCGAAGAGUCUCCUUUGCCAAUCCCAUCUACCAAGAAGAAUUGGCUGAUGACAUUGACCGGCGAAGUCCUGUAGUUAGAACUCAUCCCUGUAAUGGCACUCAGUCUUUGCGAAGUGCUAAAUUUUCACCUAACCACCAAGCCAAGCUUAUAACCACUCCAACCAAAGGAUCUCUGUCCCCUGGAACUCGUAGCCAUAAAUAUAAGAGCUCAAAGAAGUGUUUAAUCACAGAAAUGGUCAAGGAACCAGUGCCAACACCUACAGAAAGCAUAUACCCUGCCCUGGUGGGCUGUAAAGCAUCUGUCGACACAAUUCUGCCUCAUAUUACUUCUAAUACUUGGGCAAGAGGGCUGGUACAACUGAUUCGAGCAAAGAAUAUCAGGACGGUGGGUGACUUGAGUUCUCUGUCCGCAGCUGACAUCAAAACUCUUCCUAUCCGUUCUCCUAAAGUUUCAAAUGUUAGAAAGGCUCUUAAAAGCUAUCAUGAGCAACAGGUAAAAUCUCGUGGAUUGGAGGAAACUGCUGCCCCAGAUGAUACAGAGAAACCACUCAAUGGCGUGGAUGAGAAACCCUUCUCUGAAAAUGAAGAUGUAAUUAUAGCAGAUGUGUGUGAACCAGAGGCCUCCAGUGCAGAUGAGCCAUCAGCAACAGACCUUCGUGCCCAGAUUAAUCUACUUGCUGACCAAAUUACUCCUGAAAGUCUUCUCAGCUAUUCAGGGAACGAACUCUUUGAAAUGCAAGAGAAGCUUCAUAGCAUGACAAACUGCAUUAUGAGAAAUCUGAAGUCUCGUUGGAAGUCUCCAUCUUGCGAAACCACUGUUUAAUCAGUUACACUUAGUUCUUUAAAGAAUAGAUUUGAUUGCAGGGCAGUUUUUCUAAAAUCCCAAAUUUUAAUUUGAGAUGAACAUUUAGUCUUAUCACAUAUUUUUAAAUAAAAGGGAUUGCUGUAACUUGAAUAGAGCAUUGCUGUAUAAAUCUUAAACUUUUAACUUCUCUGGACUUACAAUUUGAGAUUUUUAUUGCUGCUAUGCACAAUUUCCAAAAUGUGUUAAGAUGUACAGUAAAGACUGUGAAACAUGUCACAAUAUGGAGCAAUAUAUUUUUCAAAUGUUAAGUGUGAUUCUUUGAUGCAUCAUCAAUAUUUAAGGCCUGGGUUUUGUUGCUCUGAAUAAAGUUUGAAGUGUUAAUUAAUUUACCAAAAGUAAUACAAAUCUUCCAGCUGAUACUAGUUUGGAAGAUACUAGUUUUAUAGCUUCUUUACCAUAUUAAAAAAUAUGGUGCUUCAUUAGCAUAUUAAUAAUAUCUCAAACUUUUUCAAUCAGCAAUAGUACAUAGUCUAUUUUUUCAUGAGUCUAUUAUGCAGAAGAAAAAAGUGUGUCAGUAUAUAAUUCCAAUAAGUAUUCUCAGGAUCUGACCACAUGUUCUUAGAAUUUUAUAGACAAUGAAUCUUUUAUUUGCCCCACUCAUAAGUAAAGUGGACAUAAAAAUUAUUUUGUAUAUUAUGUAUAGAUGUACUAAAUGCAGAUGCUAUAAAUUAUGUCCCUGUAUGAAAGGCAGUAUCUAACAUAUGUUUGAAUGGAAGGAACUUUGUAUAGAGCAUAUUGUGCUUUCUAAAAUGGGCAUAGCAAGGGGAUCAAUUUAUGUUUUAGGAAAUAAAUAUAUAUGGAUAAAAUGAUUGUAGUAAUUUGGGAGGAAGAACUGUACUGUGUUAAGAUUCAAAUUUGUUGGCUGUUUGUAUGCAAGAGAAAGUAUUCUAAAACAGCAUUUAAACUAUGAAUUAAUAACUGGUGUGAAAGUGCUGAUUUGUCUAUUGCAGGGAGAGGGGACAAGGGUGAAUCAAUACGUUUGUGCCUUUGAAAAGAUUAAUAGAAAGGGAUUUUAAAACCAAAUUAAUUUAGCAGUUGCAUCUUCUAUGAUUAUAUGGUAAUUUAAUUCCAAUUUAAUUUGUCAGCGUAAAUCAGUAAAGAAUAAUAGGGUAUGAGAGGUCCUCAAGAGAAUAAAAGGCUACCACUAAGCUAGGGAAGCU